This is a messenger RNA of Phytophthora nicotianae INRA-310, 1866 nucleotides long. RefSeq lists its product as hypothetical. NCBI's taxonomy places the organism in Eukaryota, Oomycota, Peronosporomycetes, Peronosporales, Peronosporaceae. The record is from RefSeq and is a predicted model, not a curated record. The coding region runs from base 1 to 1866 and encodes 621 amino acids. The transcript is spliced from 4 exons.
AUGUACGACUACGACGCGUACAGCGAGCCUGGGGAGGGCGACGCCUUCAAGGCCGGCACUUGGCCAUUUGGUCUGAGUGGCCAGCCCAGGGACAUCCCCGUCCCAAAAGGAGCUGUUUGCGCGCAGAUCAGCAAUAUCUUAGGUGACAACAAGAACGACGACAGCAAUGAAUUCACUGCUAGAAAAUAUCAGAAACAAGAUGAAGACGGCGAAGAAGAUUACGAUGAUGAUGAUGAAGAAGAACGUGGAGCUGAAGAGGAAAGGAUAUAUUCCUUCGGAGGACAAGCCGAUACACUCCCAGUAGCCCCCGGACUCUUCGUCGAUCGCGUGGGCUGCAUCGCACUCCCAUUAUGCGACGAACAGGCGGAAAAACUCAUUGCCAAGUGCGAUAAAUCCUUAUUCGGACGGAAAUUGGACACCAUGACGGACGAAAAUGUCCGCAAAAGUUGGCAACUCGCACCGGAUCAAGUGGCAAUCAAUAACCCAUUGUGGCACACGGGAAUAGAGAAGCUAAGUGAGACUGUUGCUAGUCGUCUGGGGUAUAAGGGCGUCCCCAUGCAGUGCAAACUGUACAAGAUGCUUGUGUACGGAGAAGGAGGCCACUUUGUGAAGCAUCAAGACACCGAGAAAGAGGACGGAAUGGUGGCAACGUUGGUGGUGCAGCUGCCUAACCAAGAAUCACUGGCGCAAAUGUGGGAAGAAUACGGCGAGAAUGAAACAGAAGGGUAUCUUGGAAACGAGGGAGCUUCGAGUAACACGACGUAUUCUCGCUAUGCGAUCGUCGCCUGGCCGGUGGCAAACGGUGUGGAGAAUACGUUGCAAUUCAUCAGCGCAACCGCUGCUAUUGAGGUUCUGCAACAUCAAAAAUCUGUUGCUCCUGACACUCUUCGCGUGUUUGUCAAUGCGGUGGGUGACAAACUGGUGGAAACCCAAGCAUCAUUCGACCGUUCGCGAACAUACUCCAACCCUGUUUUCACCAAGAUCUGCAGUAAUGUGAAGGAAAAGGCGAAUCUCGUGCCUGCCUACGUUGCGUUAGCACGAAAGUUUGACUGGAGUAGCAUUGGUCAGGCUCUGCUGAGCUCAUUGGGCAGUAAGACAGGAAACAGCAGCUACAGUUUUGAUGCUUUUGGAGGAACGAGUGAUUCCAGUAUGGUGCUAGCGCUGCAAAUAUUCGAUGGACUGGACGACGGGCUUGCUAAAGAAGCACUGCUAAAAGCAGCUGUGAGUGAUGCUGUGACGCUUAGGAACGAUUGCUUGUGCGCAUCGAAGGCUCUCGGAUCACUUUGGGUUUCCACGAUACGUAAUGGCAACAAGAGUGUUGUCGAUGUUUUGGCCAAGAGGCUCAAGCAAAUGGAUCCGUCAUUACUUGGUCCGGUUAUCGACGUAUUUUUGCAAGAGUUGAGUGACGUUAACUCAUCGGAUGACAUGUUUGCGGUAUUGGCAUCGAUUGCAACAAUGCGUAUUGAAUGGCUAAAGAGUCAAAUUCAAGCAAAGGAUAAACCUUUCAGUUGGGAAAUGCCACACGCAAUAUUUCCUGAUCCGCAGAUCCAGGUAUUUCUACGAGGUCCGGAGAUGUCCAAGACUACGGUUGGGGUCCGGACUUUCGGUGGUCUCCCGGCAGCUCGGAAGUUCGCUGAGAGGACCCCGCAGACUCACGCUUCCUUCUCGAUGGUUCCUGCCGGCAGAGGACAAGAAGCAUUCGCCACCAUCACGAAAACACGGACAUGGUUUAAUAAGCAGCAAAACGACGUGGUGACUCAUAAAUCGGAGCUUCAGUGCCUGAUAGACCGCUUUGGUCAAGCCACUGCUGAGGAGGGACCAGCCCCUAAACGUGCUCGGAUCGAGGUGUGGGAACAUCGCGGCUGA